AUGUGCAAUGCCUCACACUCGGCUGAUUCAUCGUCUCUUUUAGAUACCGAAACAACGGAAUUGAUGAAAAAAUCAUUUUCAGCUAUCAUCAAAGGAGAACGAGUUCCAAAUACUGAUUUUUUACAGUUAUAUAACUCUAUUCACUUGCUGCUUCAUCAUGUGGAUGUUUCGGCCAAGAAAGAUUACUCUGCCAUUCAUCGGGAUUUGUUUGAAUUGGUUCGAGAACAAGUUUUUAAAUCAAUUUCAGAGAGCGAUUUAAUGAAACAGGUGAUCCUGAUUUUAACUGAUAAUUUUGAUUUUUCCAAUUCGGCUAACAAUUUAAUUGAUCUUUGGACUAAAUCAAUAAGAACUGUAGAUCACUUCAUUCAACGAUUAUUCAAAGGAAGACAAUAUUUCCAAAAUUGUUGCCCGUUGAGCAUUGUUUUGGGGAGUCAUGUUUUUGAAGAAAUGUGUUGUGAGGCAGCUUUAGACUGCAUGUCUUGUGAAGAGGGAGAGACAUCGCAUUACCCCAGAACUUGUACCAACCAUGGUCGUGAUGAUAGCAGUACUGACAUGUUAGAACAAUUGAAAUCAACACUUCAGGAAUAUUACAAGGAACAAUCAAAAAAGAGUGAAGAAUUAUUUAAAUCAUUCAAAACUUUAACUCAACAGCCAAUUCCAAGACAUAAAUUUACCAGAUCAAAAAAUCUAAUUCACUACGUGCAAGGUGAUAUGGGCAUCAAAUUUGCAGAUAUUGACGGAAGCAAGUUAGUACGAACAGACAUUCCUCUCUCCAAAGAAUGUAAUCUUGUGGAGGAUCCUAUUGCCUUUUAUAUUGAUGACGUUUUGACCAGUGAAGAAUGUGAUCAAAUUAUUCAAAAGUCUGAAACACAAUAUGGAUAUAGGACUCUCGAACAUGAAUUCUUAAAAUAUGAAAGAGACAAUGAUCGUGCUCUUAUUUCAUUUCCCUAUUUUGCUGAUCUAUUAUUUAAGAGAAUUAAGCCUGUUCUUGAAAAAGACCCACAUGUGUGGAAUGAAUUGAGACCUUUUGGUUGGCACAACGAAGGAAAGUGGCAACCCUCAUUCAUUAACACCUGUAUGAGAUGUUGCCGAUACACAGGUCCAUGUGUUGGCUUUAUUCCUCAUAGGGACGGUAACUUUGUUGCAAAUACAGAUCAGCGAUCUAAAUUCACCAUUAUUAUCUACCUUAAUGAUGAUUUUCCAGAUGGCACUACAGAUUUUUUGAGAGCCCACCAACCUGCCACCAUGGGUGAACUGGUUCGAGAGGAGCUGGAAAGAGGUUAUUCCAUCGAAUUCAGACUCAAACCCAAGAAAGGACGCGUACUCAUUUUCGAUCAUGUGCUUCUUCAUCAAGGAGCUCCAAUUCCAAGUGGUCAUCUCAAGUACAUUAUUCGAACAGACCUCGUGUUGACUCGAGUGGAAAAUCCCUCUCCAGAUCUUUCCUACCUCAAAGAUGAAUAUUAUUGGAAGAUGUUGUACUAUUACAAAAUUGCAGCGAAUUACGAAUGCCACGGAUUUGUCGAUGUUUCCUCUGAAUUGUACGAAAGAGCGCUUUCAUUGAGAAUGCAUUAUCCAAGAAAAGGUUCACACAUUCCGAGUGUGAAGAAAUUACCGCCUCUUGACACUAAUAAGUGA
This is a messenger RNA of Naegleria fowleri, 1635 nucleotides long. RefSeq lists its product as uncharacterized. The transcript is spliced from 2 exons. NCBI's taxonomy places the organism in Eukaryota, Heterolobosea, Eutetramitea, Acrasida, Naegleriidae. Bases 1 to 1635 code for a protein of 544 amino acids. Gene Ontology annotation, biological process: peptidyl-proline hydroxylation to 4-hydroxy-L-proline. Gene Ontology annotation, molecular function: procollagen-proline 4-dioxygenase activity. The record is from RefSeq and is a predicted model, not a curated record. Gene Ontology annotation, cellular component: endoplasmic reticulum.